Molecule: messenger RNA, 725 nt
Organism: Pygoscelis adeliae (Adelie penguin)
Lineage: Eukaryota; Metazoa; Chordata; Aves; Sphenisciformes; Spheniscidae
Gene: MPZ
Product: myelin protein zero
Biological process (GO): myelination
Cellular component (GO): membrane
Source: RefSeq, a predicted model, not a curated record
CAUCACCCGCUCAAAGGGCUGUCCCCGACAUCCUCCAUCCACGUGUACACACAGCGGGAGGUGUACGGUACUGUCGGCUCCCACGUCACCCUCUCCUGCAGCUUCUGGUCCAGCGAGUGGAUCUCCGAGGACAUCUCCAUCACGUGGCACUUCCAAGCUGAGGGAUCCCGCGACAGCACCUCCAUAUUCCACUAUGCCAAGGGCCAGCCCUACAUCGAUGACGUGGGCAGCUUCAAGGAGCGGAUGGAGUGGGUGGGCAACCCUCGCCGCAAGGAUGGCUCCAUCGUCAUCCACAACCUGGACUACACUGACAAUGGCACCUUCACCUGCGAUGUCAAGAACCCCCCUGACAUUGUGGGCAAGUCCUCCCAGGUCACGCUCUACGUCUUCGAGAAAGUGCCCACCCGCUACGGCGUCGUGCUGGGCUCCAUCAUUGGCGGGGCUCUGCUGCUGGUGGCCGUGGUGGUGGCCCUCGUUUAUCUCAUCCGCCACUGCUGGCUGGGGGGGGGCGGGCGCCGCCUGCAGCGACGGCUGAGUGCCAUGGAGAAGGGAAAGCUGCAGCGAUCGGCCAAGGACGCGUCCAAGCGCAGCCGGCAGGCGCCCGUGCUCUACGCCAUGCUGGACCACAGCCGUGGCACCAAGGCAGCAAGCGAGAAGAAAGCCAAGGGAGCCCCGGGAGACUCCCGCAAGGAUAAGAAAUAGCGGUUAGCGGGCAGGGAAGGUAC